This is a messenger RNA of Alexandromys fortis (reed vole), 2968 nucleotides long. It is a transcript of the gene Znf407, whose product is annotated as zinc finger protein 407. Gene Ontology annotation, cellular component: nucleus. Gene Ontology annotation, biological process: regulation of transcription by RNA polymerase II. Gene Ontology annotation, molecular function: DNA-binding transcription factor activity, RNA polymerase II-specific; RNA polymerase II transcription regulatory region sequence-specific DNA binding. NCBI's taxonomy places the organism in Eukaryota, Metazoa, Chordata, Mammalia, Rodentia, Cricetidae. The transcript is spliced from 6 exons. The coding region runs from base 34 to 1986 and encodes 650 amino acids. The record is from RefSeq and is a predicted model, not a curated record.
CAUUUUCAUUUAUUUUUUAGGGUUGCUUUUGUAAUGAAGAAGCACCUAAAUACUCACCUACUAGGCAAACAUGGAGUUGGCACCCCAAAAGAAAGGAAAUUUACAUGCCACUUAUGUGAUAGAAGUUUCACAGAGAAGUGGGCCUUGAACAACCACAUGAAACUCCACACAGGAGAAAAGCCUUUUAAGUGCACCUGGCCCACAUGUCACUACUCAUUCCUCACGGCCUCGGCGAUGAAAGACCACUACAGGACGCACACAGGCGAGAAGUCGUUUCUCUGUGACCUCUGCGGCUUUGCCGGUGGGACCCGACACGCCCUCACCAAACACCGCCGGCAGCACACAGGAGAAAAGCCUUUCAAAUGUGACGAAUGUAACUUUGCCUCUACAACCCAAUCACACUUGACUCGUCAUAAGCGUGUACACACUGGAGAGAAGCCCUACAGGUGCCCGUGGUGUGACUACAGGUCAAACUGUGCGGAGAAUAUCCGCAAACACAUUUUACACACCGGCAAACAUGAAGGUGUCAAGAUGUACAACUGCCCAAAGUGUGACUAUGGGACAAAUGUCCCCGUGGAAUUCCGGAACCACUUGAAAGAGCAGCAUCCUGACAUUGAGAACCCUGACCUCGCGUACCUGCAUGCUGGCAUUGUGUCCAAGUCCUACGAGUGCCGCCUGAAAGGACAAGGAGCCACCUUUGUGGAGACGGACAGCCCCUUCACUGCAGCCACCCUGGUGGAGGAAUCACCUGUCAAGGAGAAGUCCCUGAGAGGCAGCAAGAGGCAGGCGUCCCCGCCAGAGCAGGUCCAGCAGGUCAUCAUCAUCCAGGGCUAUGAUGGGGAGUUCGCCCUGGACGCCUCUGUGGAGGAGACAGCUGCGGCCACACUGCAGACCCUGGCCAUGGCGGGCCAGGUGGCCAGGGUGGUCCACAUCACAGAACACGGGCAGGUCAUUGCCACGAGUCAGAAUGGGUCUCACGUGGGCAGUGUGGUACCUGGGCCUAUCCUCCCAGAGCAGCUGGCUGAUGGAGCCACCCAGGUGGUUGUCAUGGGGGGUUCUGUGGAGAGUCCCAGUGUGGAUGAGGACCUCAGUCCAGGUGGAGCUGUGAUACAGCAGGUCACCAAGCAGGAGAUGCUGAGUGUCUCUGAGGCUGCGGUCCCUCCAGCAGACACCUCCUCAGCCUUAGAUGCACUGCUGUGCGCUGUCACUGAGUUGGGAGAGGUGGAGCACAGAGCAGGGCAUGAGGGAAAGGGCAGGCCUGGCCACAAGGACGUGCUGAUCCAGCUGCCCAGCCAAGAACCAGCCCAUGCUCAUGCCGACACAGAGGCUGCAGAGACUCCGCUGUUCCAGGAUGGUCAAGAGAGCCCAGCGGCCAUGGAAGUACUGACGCAGGUUGUCCGGCCCUCGGCCAUCAUCACGUCUCAGGAACGAGCCCAGGUGGCCUUCAAGAAAAUGGUUCAGGGAGUCCUCCAGUUUGCUGUGUGUGACACAGGUGCCGCCAGCCAGCUGAUGAAGGAUGGCGUGACCCAGGUCAUCGUGAACGAGGAGGGCGCUGUCCACAUGGUGGCUGCAGAAGGCUCCCAGUUCAUCAUGCAGGAUGCUGAGACCCAUGGCUUACGGGUGCCAGCUGAGCAUGUGGACCUGGUAGAGUCAGAAGGGGAGAUCUCACAGAUCAUUGUGACUGAAGAGCUGGUCCAAGCCAUGGUCCGGGAAUCCAGCAGCAGCUUCCCUGAGGGAGCCACCCACUACAUUGUAACAGAGUUGCCUCCGGGGGUGCAGGAGGACACAGGGGUUUACUCCCACACGCUGAUAGAGACAGCCAGCGCUCCAGAGAUCCUGCAGGCGGGGGCUGCCCUCGGUGCUGAGGCUGUGGGCGCAAGCAGCACGGAACAGUUGACCAGCAUGGUCAUCUAUACCCAGGAUGGCUCCCCAGCAGCCACAGUGAUCCAGAGCCAAAGAGAAAACAGUGAGCUCCAAGAAGCAUGAGGCAGGCCUCCAUGCUAGGUGCAGGGCAGUGUGCAAAGACCUGCUCGGGCCGGCGUAGAGGCCGCCCAGCUUUGCUUGUGAGGCUUGCUCCCUUGCUUUGGAGGUGUGCUGAGCAGGCCUUCAGCAGGGGAGCACAGAACCACGCCUACACCUAGGUAGCCCAGCAACCUAAGAAGAGUCGGUAGGCAGGAUGAACCCUGUGCCGUAGAGCUGGUCUCAGGCCCUCUGCUCAUGGCCCUGCCCCUCCAGCACCACUGUGGUGAGAAGCAGUUUCCCCUGGUUUUACUUCCAUACUUGUUCCCUUUUAAGUCAUCAGAAGACAGAAGACGGUGUCCGCUGAUGGGAACAGGAAAUGCCUCUCGCCUCAUCCGCACCUCUGCCGCUGCCCUGCAGCUCUGUCAUCUCCCCCCACCUCCGGUUAAAAAUCGGAGCUAUUAAGUUUAAGAUACUGGUGUUCCCAGACCAAAGGAAGCCUGUUAGUUCAUUUUCUGUAUAAAUUUCCUCCCUGCAAACAUGUUAGGUGUUUCCUUUGCCAUGGUCAUUCUGCACAAGAGAAAUCUUUCAUUUGUGGUUUGAAAAGUCUUGAAAUUUUUAUUGAGUUAAAAUCCACCUUGGUUAAGAUAAUUGAUUCUCAUCCUGAAUUCCAUAUCAUAACAUCUGUACAUGAAAUGUCUACUGUGGAAAAUACUGCUCAUUGCUUUUUAUAACAAAUAUUUGUUUGUAUCAGUACCAUUUUUUCCAGGAUUUAUUUGUGACUUUCUGAGAGCAGGAAGGCUGAUGGCAAACAUUACGGUCAACGCCCACCCUCUGCCCCCUCCCUCCUGCUUCCUGGUAGAUUCACUGUAAGUGCUGGGUGCAGGGUUGUGUUCCGCUAAUUUCUUGAUUCCAAUGCUUUUUAUUUUUUUUUUCAAAUUUGUAAAAUAACCCCUUUCCUCAGAGGCAAAAUUGUUUUUGUUGUUUUCUUUGAAAUAAAAUUAUAGCA